Molecule: messenger RNA, 3492 nt
Organism: Fragaria vesca subsp. vesca
Lineage: Eukaryota; Viridiplantae; Streptophyta; Magnoliopsida; Rosales; Rosaceae
Product: non-lysosomal glucosylceramidase-like
Exons: 18
Coding region: 458-3247 (929 amino acids)
Biological process (GO): carbohydrate metabolic process; glucosylceramide catabolic process
Cellular component (GO): membrane
Molecular function (GO): beta-glucosidase activity; glucosylceramidase activity
Source: RefSeq, a predicted model, not a curated record
CUUCACGCGCUCUCUUCUCUUCUCCUUCUCUAGAACUAUUGAAUAUGAGAGAAAGCCCACAACAAUUUAAUUGAGCUGCUGCAGACUCAGAAAGAGAGAGAGAGUUGCAGAGAAGCAGAGGAGAGACACGUACCCCCCAACUCUGAGGCGGCUGCCCUUCGCCACCGACUUUGCAGCACUCACUCCCAGGCCACCACCAAUCAAAUCCCAUCAGAAUCGAUUCCCCAAUCCACCGAUUUCCGACGACCCAAAUUUAACGUCUUUCGUCUCAAGCUUUCAUCUUGCUUGGGUUUUGGUCUUAAGCUAAGCUCCCCUUUGCUUUUAUUCGCUCCUUUCUUUCUUGUUGCUUUCGUGGUUUCGAGGCCAAGGGAGCUCUCUCUCUGUCUCUCUCUCGUUUUUAAUCAUCAAGCAAGUGUGAAAGAGAGAGGUAGCUGAAUUGAUUGGAUCAAAGAUCAUCAUGGUUAGUGGUAAUCUGUUUCAUUGUAGAAAGAAUUCAUGGCCUCCUCAGGAGUAUAUCCCCAGGAACACUUUGCAAUUGUUUGACACUGAUAGCGCUGCCCCACCAGAACAAGCCUGGAGGAGGAAGUUAAACAGCCAUGCUAACAUUCUUAAAGAGUUUAGUAUUACAUUUAGGGAAGCAAUCAAAAUGGUUAGGUUAGGUGUACGCUUGUGGUCAUACGUCAGAGAAGAGGCUUCUCAUGGAAGGAAAGCACCUAUUGAUCCUUUCACACGAGGCAUUUGCAAGCCAUCUGCAUCUCAAGGGGUUCCACUCGGAGGGAUGGGAAGUGGCAGCAUCUCAAGAGGUUUUAGAGGCGAGUUUAGGCAAUGGCAAAUCAUUCCGGGUGUAUGUGAUGGUUCUCCUGUCAUGGCCAAUCAAUUCUCUAUCUUUAUAUCUAGAGAUGGAGGGAGUAAAAGCUAUGCAUCAGUCUUGGCCCCAGGUCAACAUGAUGGAAUAGGAAAAGCUGGUGAUCAGGGUAUAUCAUCAUGGGGUUGGAAUCUGGGUGGUCAGCAUUCCACGUACCAUGCUCUAUUUCCAAGGGCAUGGACUGUAUAUGAUGGUGAACCUGAUCCAGAAUUAAAAAUUUCUUGUCGGCAAAUAUCACCAUUUAUUCCUCAUAAUUAUAGAGAUAGUAGUCUUCCUACAGCAGUUUUUGUCUACACGUUGGUGAACACUGGAAAAGAAAGAGCAAAAGUCAGCCUUCUAUUUACAUGGGCGAAUUCAAUUGGAGGAAUCUCACAUUUGUCGGGAGACCACGUCAAUGAACCAUUUAUAGGCGAAGAUGGAGUCUCUGGUGUACUUCUUCAUCACAAGACUGCAAAAGGGAGUCCACCUGUUACUUUUGCAAUAGCUGCAUGUGAAACACAAAAUGUAAGCGUUAGCGUGUUGCCAUGUUUUGGUUUAUCUGAAGAAAGUAGUGUUACGGCGAAAGAAAUGUGGGACCAAAUGGUGAAGGAUGGACAAUUUGAUCGUGAGAAUUUCAAUUCUGGGCCAUGCAUGUCUUCCUCGCCUGGAGAGACACUCUGUGCUGCAGUGUCAGCUACUGCUUGGGUAGAACCCCAUGGGAAGUGCACUGUCGCCUUUGGUCUAUCCUGGUCAUCCCCAAAAGUAAAAUUUUUGAAGGGAAGCUCAUAUCCAAGGAGGUACACAAAAUUCUAUGGGACCUCUGAAAGGGCAGCUCAAGACUUGGUGCAUGAUGCACUAACAAAUUAUAAGCGAUGGGAAGAAGAGAUUGAAAUUUGGCAAAAUCCUAUCCUCAAGGAUGAAAAAUUACCAGAAUGGUACAAGUUCACGUUGUUCAAUGAGCUCUACUUUUUGGUCGCUGGUGGAACGGUCUGGAUUGAUUCUCCCUCACUUGACAAAAAAAUCAAGAAGAAUCAGAGUCAAUUAACAAAUGGUGAGUAUAACAAGGCCACUGAACAUAAAGUGAACGGCAAAGUGGUCGAGGAUACUGCAAUGUUGGACCCACAAAAACAUUAUGAAGAUGUGGGGAGGUUUCUUUAUCUGGAAGGAGUUGAAUACAUCAUGUGGAACACAUAUGACGUGCACUUCUAUGCAUCAUUUGCCCUUCUUGAUCUGUUUCCCAAAAUUGAACUCAAUAUACAAAGGGACUUUGCAAAAGCAGUUUUAUCUGAAGAUGGAAGAAGAGUAAAGUUUCUGGCUGAGGGGAAUUGGGGAAUUCGCAAGGUUAGAGGUGCUGUCCCCCAUGAUUUGGGAACACAUGAUCCUUGGAAUGAAAUGAAUGCGUAUAAUAUUCAUGAUACUAGUAAGUGGAAGGAUCUAAAUCCGAAGUUUGUACUUCAGGUCUAUAGAGAUUUUGCUGCGACAGGGGAUAUGUCAUUUGGAGUUGAUGUCUGGCCUGCUGUCCGCGCAGCAAUGGAAUACAUGGAACAAUUUGAUAGGGACAAUGAUGGUCUCAUUGAGAAUGAUGGUUUCCCUGACCAGACCUAUGAUGCCUGGACAGUUCAUGGAGUAAGUGCUUACUGUGGUUGCUUGUGGCUUGCUGCACUUCAAGCUGCUGCAGCAAUGGCCAUUCAACUAGGUGAUAAGGCCUUUGCUGAAUGGUGCAAAACCAAAUUUUUGAAGGCCAAACCAGCUUUUGAAGAAAAACUGUGGAAUGGAUCUUAUUUUAAUUAUGAUAGUGGAUCUAGUAGUAACAGUAAAUCUAUACAAGCGGAUCAACUGGCCGGACAGUGGUAUACUGCAUCUUCAGGUUUACCUUCACUUUUUGAUGAUGCUAAAGUCCAAAGUGCUUUGCAGAAAAUCUAUGAUUUCAACGUCAUGAAAGUUAAAGGAGGUAGGAUGGGUGCUGUAAAUGGAAUGCACCCUAAUGGUAGGGUGGAUGAGUCUUGUAUGCAAUCUCGUGAAAUAUGGACGGGUGUCACUUAUGGGGUGGCUGCCACAAUGAUCCUUGCUGGAAAGGAGAAAGAGGCAUUCACCACUGCUGAAGGAAUUUUUAUUGCUGGCUGGUCUGAAGAGGGCUACGGAUACGGGUUCCAGACUCCCGAGGGGUGGACGAUGGAUGGGCACUUCCGAUCCCUGAUAUAUAUGAGGCCACUGUCUAUAUGGAGCAUGCAGUGGGCAUUAUCAAUGCCAAAGGCAAUUCUUGAGGCUCCCAAGGCCAAUGUAAUGGACAGAAUCCAUAUAUCGUCUCUUAGUUCUCGAUCCUCCCACAGCGAAACAGGUGUGAGAAAGAUUGCAACCAAGGCAAAGUGCUUCAGUAAUUCUGUGUUCAAUUGUGCAUGCUGAUUGUAAAUUUGUCACUUGACUAUAUUGUAAAGUGUAGUAAAUCACUCCUUGGUUACUUGAACCCUCUUGCAGUGAAGUAAUGAUGCUGGGUGAGGUUUGGGUAGUCUUCUAGAAAGAGCCAAAAUAGGUAAUAAAAGAUUGACUUGUAAGUGUUUGAUUUACAUAAUGUGAAUCUAUCUUGCUUUGUCAUUGGAACGUUUUUGUACAAAAUAUUCGGAAAAUGUAGGAAAUGAUUGAUUUGAGCU